UAACUUCAAUAACAAAAAUAAUAAUUAUUAUUAUUAUUAUCAACAUUUGGAAUAAGCUUUCUUAUUAUCAUUAUGCGGGGAUUUUACAACAAUUGAUGGAAAAGGUACGUGUAUAAGACAUCAACCAUUUGCUUGGGAAACCACCAACACAUAGAAUACUCUCUAGACACACUUGUAAGAACCACAGCCACACUGAGCGCGCAAUGGCAACCACCGCAACCGCGAUUAGCAGCGCUGCCGCCGACCAGCUCCACGACGACGUCUACGACCGGAUGAAGGAGGUCCAGGAGUUCGAGGACUCGAAGCUCGGAGUCAAAGGUCUGGUUGACUCCGGCAUCUCUUCCAUCCCUCGGUUCUUCGUUCACCCGAACUUCAAGCCGGACCCCAACCCGGGCGCCCGACCCGACGUCAUCCCGACGGUCGACCUCUCCGGCGUCGACCGCCCGGACGCGAGGGCGAAGAUCGCGGAGCAAAUCUCGGGCGCCUGUCGCCAGCUCGGAUUCUUCCAGGUCGUCAAUCACGGGAUUCCAGUGGAAUUCUUGGACCGAUUCGUCGGCGCCGUCAGGGGGUUUCACGAGCAGCCGACGGAGGAGAAGGCGAAGCUGUAUAGAAGGGAACCCGGGACUGGGGUUUCCUUCUUUUCCAACAUCGACUUGUUUCAUUCCAAAGCCGCUAGCUGGAGAGACACGCUGCAGAUGAGGUUAGGACCCACUUUACCAGACCUCGAAGAAAUCCCUGCCAUAUGCAGGGAAGAGGUUGUGGAAUGGAAUCAGGGGGCGAAACAGGUUGGGGGAUUGCUGAUGGAGCUCUUGUGCGAAGGGCUAGGAGUGAACUCAGGGGCUUUGAAGGAGAGGAGGUUCUUGGAAUCCAGAGUGAUGGUGGGUCACUACUACCCUUACUGCCCGCAGCCUGAUCUAACUGUUGGGAUUGCGUCCCACACAGAUCCAGGAGCAUUGACCCUGCUCCUCCAGGAUCAGGUCGGGGGGCUCCAGGUCAAGUUUGGCGAGCAAUGGGUUGAUGUCGUGCCUGUUAGAGGCGCUCUUGUCGUCAACAUUGGAGAUCUUUUGCAGAUAAUGUCGAACGACGAGUACAAGAGCGUGGAGCACAGGGUGCUGGCGAAUCCAACCAUGGAGCCACGGGUGUCGGUGGCUGUGUUCUUCAAUUCGGAUGAGCAGGAGUCCGUUCUGGGACCGAUCCCGGAGCUGAUCUCGCCCGAGAAACCUGCCGUGUACAGGGAAUUCACCAAGUUGGACUACAUGAGAAGGUUCUUCACCAAAGAGUUGGACGGCAGAACCCUCACCAAUUUCUACAAGCUGUAAGAAAAAAAGAGACUGGUGCAUGUGAUCGCUUGUACUUGGCUAGAAAAAGAAAUUGUGCUCUCUCAUACUAAGUCGUGUCUCGUCUUGCAUUAGUGGGAUGAACAAGUACAUACUGAUAGAUUGUAAGCAGAAGUCUAGGAAUAAAUACUGAUGAUGUUGAAGAAUACAGUUUUUAGACUAUAAUUGCAUGCAACAUCUCUCUUCUUUAUUUAGAAUUCUCAGCGCUGGCGAAGAUAGUUAGAAGGAAGCAAAAAUGAAAAAACAGUAAGAAUGGUGAGAGACACGGGGGAAGGAGAAGGAAGUCAUGGAGUACAGUCCUGCAUGUUUGACAUAUAUUAUUGUCUUCUCCACAUGUAAAGAGAAGGCCUUUCAGAGAAUAAUUGUUGUUAAUUGAAAGCUACUUAGUAUUAGUAUUAGGAAUUAGUAUCAAAAGAUUAAUCGUAUGGUACAGAUGAUUUGAUUUUUUUUUUUACUAAAUUGAAAGGCGAUUUUAGUGAUGUGAAAUGGUUGACUACGAUGAAAUUACGAUUUCGACAUAAAAUAUCAUAUCGCUAAUUUUUACGGCAUAACCUCUUGACUCUUGACAGUUUUACAAUUCUUGAUUAUGAUGUGAAUUUGUGGAUUAAGACAAACUAGUUGUAUUUCUUCAUGCUUAAGCAAUUGUAGGAUUAUUAUACUGAAUUUAUAUACGAAUGAGGAAUUUUACAAUGCUUUAAAGAAUUGAGAUUUUUUUUCAGAAAUAACACAAUUUAAAAAAAAUUAUAAAAAUAGCACCCAAUCCUGAAAAAUUUCAAAAAUAACACCAUUUAGCGUUAUGGUACAACUUUAGGUUGUGCAUAUACUCUUUUGUAAAAUCCUUUUAUUGGACAAACUAAAGUUGUACCUAUAUGUUAUGGUACAACUUCAAGUUGUACUACGAGAUAAAGGUCAAAUUCACUUAUGGUACAACUUCAAUUCGUACCUUUAACGUUAUAGUACAACUUCAAAUUGUACUUUAAAGCACUCAUACUUUAAAGUAUAGUAUAAGUGCUCCUAACGAAAUUCCUAUUAUGUAUUGAAUUUGUUAUAGUAUGUUUUUAAAAUUAUAAUAUGCUACAGUAGGUUUGCAAGGUUUGUUUUUUUUGAAUCUAAUAUGAUUAAUAUUGAAAUAUUUUACAUGUAUUUUUCAUGAUAUAUUAAUCUUUUUGCUCGAUAAUAUCCAUACAACACAAUGACAUAUUUAUGUUUAUUCACACAACAUACUUAGAGUAUUCAACAUUAUUAGAAUAUCUAUCUAUAUCUAUAUCUAUAUCUAUAUCUAUAUCUAUCUAUCUAUCUAUACUAAAUAUUAUGGCUAUUCAAAAAUAACUUCUUGCCAAAUAAGCAAUUGGUGAAUGCACAAGUUGUCUAGGUGGACAAUUUUUUUACAAACAAAAAACUAUUUAUUGAUCUAUUUUUGAAGCUAUCUCUCUCUUCUUUUAAUAAUUCUACUCAUUUUUACUAAAAUUAAAAUAAGUUAAUUCUUUAGGAAACAUUUAAACAAACACAUACAUAAGUAAUAAUCUUUUUCAAUUAAACAAACAAUAAAGAUGGAGAGUGACAUAUAUCGUAUUUAUUUAACCCAAGCUGAUUAAAUCUGAUUAAGUAAAUUUUCUACUCAUUUUACUAAAAUUUAAUAAUAAGUUACAUUUUGAUGAAGAAAAAAAAAACAAGCACACACAUCAAAAUAAUAAUUUUAAAUUAAACAAAAUAUAAACGAUGGUUUAAGAGAAAACAAAUGUUUGAUAAUCAAUCGACUUUGAGAAAUGAACAAUAUGACUUUAUGUUUUUUGCUAUCAAACGCUUACUUCUUUCUAAUGUAUAUACCUAUCAAAUAAAACCAGUAUAAAUUUUGUAGCAAAAUGUUUGAUUAUAAACUUGACAUAACAAUAAUUGUUAUUUUUAAAAAACUUCUUAUUUAUUCCAAGUAAAUGAAAACAUAUUAAUUAUUAAUGCAAACUUUUAAUUUGUUUAUGUCCCUUUCCUCAUUUUGAUUGUCUCACUAGAAAUAAAAUCCAACUUUGAAAAUAAGAAAUCAAGAAAGUAUGUCAACCACCACACUACGGGAAAAGUGAGAUUUGGCAACACCUGAAAUGUGUUGCAUGAUGUGUCGAAAGUGUUACAUAAGCGAUAUGCAACACUUUUAGUAGUGUCCUCUAUAGGUGGUGUUGUAUAAUGUAAUAGAGAACACUUAUUCUAAUUUAUGCAACAACAACAAAAUAUGUUGCAUAUGCAUAUCUUAUAUGCAACACCCUUUUAGGCAACAACUUGAAAAUUUUAUUCAACACUUUUUAAUAAGUAUAAGCAACAUGUAUAUUCCUUAUCCGUGAUGAAUCUUAUUGUCACAUAAGACAUUCAAUUGUGACGAAUUUAUUUUGUAACAAGUACUAUACAUUUGUGACGAGAGCGUGUCAAAACCAAACGUAUUUCAACUGUCACCAUGUUCAGUUGUAACAAAUGUGUCACAUUUUAGACGGUGUUUUGCCACAAAAGCAAGCUUUUGUGACUUUUACUCUGAUCACAAUGUCAUGUUUUUGUGACAAAUCAUUUCGAUACGUAUAUUGUUUGUGACAAAAAGGUUAUCACAUCUAUUUCUAUUGGCGACAAGAGCUACACUCAUAAAGGAACUCAACUGUGACAAAGAUUUAUCACUAAUGAAUUCUUUCGUGACUAAUUUGUCAUAUAUAGAACUAAUAUUAGCUACCACUAAUAAGGAUACUAAUGUAUAACAAUCGUGGCAGUUACGUACUUCAUAGAUGGAAUUCAUUUGUGACAAUACAUUGAAGAAAAAAAUUAUCCUCAACUCCAGUCUCAAUAUAAACUAAAUAGCUUUAAGAAAUCAAAAUAAAAUUUUUCUUCGACCAAUCGGCUGAACAUAAUCUCAUAUCUUCUUCAUGCUUUACUUGUAGGCGUGCUAUAUAUUGUCAUCGAAUUGUUCCCCUCCUGUUAGCUUGGAGUAGCUGUUGGUGUACCCCUUCAUCUAUGUUGUGCUCGAUAUAAUUCAAAGCUUAGAAUGAACCAAGACAUCAAAGUAAUGAUUUCACCUUCUUAUCCAGCGCCUAGUUUGAUUUCCCAAUCUUGCCCCACUUAUGCAGUCCUUUCUCGAUUACUUCAACCAUCUUCAGAGUUUGCUUCUUACACCUACCCUCAUAACCAUAAAAGAAAUUCACUAAUAGUCUUAUUAAUCAUAAAAAUGGGGAAAUUUUCAAAUCAUAGUCAAGGCAAAUUUAGGAACUCCGUUGGCUUACAUGGUAGUAUGGCGGUCCACAUCAAGCUGUUGUUGCUAGACUUGGAGGGAGUCAGAUAGCGAGAUAUCAUGGCGUUGAAACGAGCUACUGCAACUUCAUUGCCAUCAACAUCCACCCUCAGCAGAAGCUAAUUGUACAUCCACCCUUUUUUUAAGUGAAUCUACCCUCCGUUGAUCUUCCACUUGACCGCCGAAUUACAUACGUCUAGCGGUGAGAAAAUUAUAUAAACCCCAUGCAGCAGUUGGAAGCAAGCAGAGCAACGGAAGUACCAGGCAGGAUGAAGAGCUCAUGUUGAAUCAAUGGAUGUUGCCUCGAGAUCGCCUAGGAUGUGAAUGGCGGCGGCGCUAGAUUGGAGUGGCGCAUAAACUUAAUGAAAACCCUAAUGAGGAGAAAGAUGAAAGUAAAUUCGGGGUACGAGAGUGAAGAUAUAAGGGCCAUAUAUAACCCUUGGACAAUUAGUUUAAACUUUCCCCCAGAAACCCUUACUAGUUACUACUAUUCAAUUGUCUUAUUAUGGAGUUAAAUACAAAUUAAGAAAAGUGAACAAAAAGGACAAUAUUAUUUAUAAUUAGUGAUGGGGCUAUGUGUAGUUCCAGGUGACCUAUACCCUCUUCCUCUGAAUUUGAUCUUUGAUUAUAAUUUGUGUAUAAAUAAAACAACGAAAAGUAACCGGACCCUAGUAAUUUUUAUUUCUAGCCCCACUAUAAAUCCCAAUUUUACCACUAUUUAAAAUUGAGCACUACUACUAUGCUAUAUAGUAUUGGUGCUUUAAUGUACAACUUAAAGUUGUACCAUAACAUUAAAUGUAUAAGUUUAGGUUGUCCCAUAAAGUAAUUUAUAUCAUUAUGUUAUGGUACAACUUUACAACUUGAAGUUGUACCAUCACAUAAAGGUACAAGUUCAAGGUGUACCAUAAAAGAAUUUGUACAAAAAGUAUAGGUACAAUAACAUUAAAAGUACAAUUUCAAG
This is a messenger RNA of Linum trigynum, 5554 nucleotides long. The record is from the annotation of a GenBank genome assembly. NCBI's taxonomy places the organism in Eukaryota, Viridiplantae, Streptophyta, Magnoliopsida, Malpighiales, Linaceae.